AUGUCUAGUGUCAAAAGAAUUAGCAGUUGGAACUUAAUUAAAUUCCUUUGCUGCCCUCCUUGUCCAAGGAACAUAGCUGAAAAAGUAGCCUUCAUGCCCCCUUCCCCGCCUUCUUAUGAAAUUGUGUCUUUAGAUGAACGACCGUCUGAAAUUAUUUUGAAAAUAUCUCUUGAAAUUGAAGGUAAUUAUUUGAAGAAUGUGCUGAGAUAUGAUGUCCGUUUCGUUAAAACUUUGCUGAAAAAUGACAUCGUUGUGCUUUAUAUUAAAUGCGUGGAAAAAGCUCCAUUUACUAUAAUCUAUAGCCACGGAAAUGCUGUCGAUGUUGGCCUAAUACUUAGUGCUUGCAUAAAUCUUAGCUUGUGCGUGAAAUGUGAUGUUGUGACUUAUGACUAUUCAGGAUAUGGCCAAAGCAAAGGGAAACCAUCAGAAACAAACCUUAAUGCCGACAUUAGAGCGGCAUUGGACUAUACAUUAAACAUUCACGAGCCAAAUUUGGAGAAAAUUAUUUUAUAUGGACAAAGCCUCGGAACUGUGCCCACGCUAAAUCUUGCCUCACAAGUUUCUUGCGCAGGUGUAAUACUGCAUGCUCCUAUGACUUCGGCUCUUCAAGUCGCUUGUGGUGAACAGAGAUGCUGCAGAUGCUGGGACUCUUUCAACAAGUAUGUUUUCCUCUCAAAUUAA
Molecule: messenger RNA, 681 nt
Organism: Stegodyphus dumicola
Lineage: Eukaryota; Metazoa; Arthropoda; Arachnida; Araneae; Eresidae
Product: alpha/beta hydrolase domain-containing protein 17C pseudogene
Source: RefSeq, a predicted model, not a curated record